AUGUCGGCCUCAGGAUCCAAAGUGCCCAGCACUAUUUCGGGCUCCUCGAGCUCUGCGAAGAAGGCUCUCCCUCGGGUUGAUCUCCAGGGCAAUGACCUCCCGCCCUCUCCAGCUCCCUCCAGUCCCCAUGCUGGACGCCGGUAUAACAUUGCCACCGAGUUGGUUUUUACCGAGAGCGGGGACCAAUACAAUGCCAGUAGUGUGCCCAUUUACCAGAGUGCGACCUUCAAACAGACCUCGGGCGCCGGAGGCGGAGAGUAUGACUACACCCGCUCUGGGAACCCAACUCGCACCCACCUCGAACGACACCUGGCGAAGAUCAUGUCUGCGCAGCGCGCGUUGGUGGUGUCAUCUGGUAUGGCUGCCCUGGAUGUAAUUACCCGACUUCUUCGUCCGGGUGAUGAGGUUGUCACUGGUGAUGAUCUCUACGGCGGCACCCACCGACUGCUCAAGUUUCUCGCGACGAAUGGCGGCAUCAUCGUACACCAUGUUGAUACCACCCAGCCUGAAAAGGUCCUGGAGGUUCUCAACUCUAAGACCGCCAUGGUUCUGCUAGAAACCCCCACCAACCCGCUGAUUAAGAUUGUCGAUAUUGGCCAGAUCGCCACGGCUGCUCACGAAGCUAACCCUAGCUGCCUGGUGACUGUCGACAACACUAUGAUGUCCCCUCUGCUACUGAACCCACUCGACCUGGGUGCCGAUAUCGUGUAUGAAAGUGGUACCAAGUACUUGUCUGGGCAUCACGAUCUGAUGGCUGGUGUAAUCGCCGUGAACGACCUACAGCUCGGCGAGCGGCUAUUUUUCCCAAUCAACGCCUCCGGCUGCGGCCUGUCGCCCUUUGACUCAUGGCUACUGAUGCGCGGUGUCAAGACCCUCAAGGUGCGGAUGGACCAGCAGCAGAGCAAUGCUCAGCGCAUUGCGGAGUUCCUCGAGUCGCACGGCUUCAAGGUUCGCUAUCCGGGCCUGCGGUCACACCCGCAGUACGAGCUGCACAACUCCAUGGCGCGGGGUGCUGGAGCGGUGCUGUCGUUUGAGACGGGUGAUGUCAAUGUUAGCGAGCGUAUCGUUGAGAGCGCCAAGAUCUGGGCGAUUAGUGUGAGCUUUGGCUGUGUUAACAGUCUGAUCAGCAUGCCUUGUCGGAUGAGCCAUGCCAGCAUUGACGCGAAGACGCGGGCGGAACGCGCUAUGCCGGAGGACUUGAUCCGCUUGUGUGUGGGCAUUGAGGAUGUUGAUGAUCUGAUUGAUGAUCUCCAACGCGCGCUUGUUCAGGCAGGCGCGGUCAAUGUCACGUUGGAUGACUUCCAGGCCGCCUCUGCGGAGUCUUCUGCGUAG
Messenger RNA from Penicillium macrosclerotiorum, 1332 nucleotides. RefSeq names its product cystathionine beta-lyase STR3. The transcript has 3 exons. The record is from RefSeq and is a predicted model, not a curated record. Bases 1 to 1332 code for a protein of 443 amino acids. Gene Ontology annotation, molecular function: pyridoxal phosphate binding. NCBI's taxonomy places the organism in Eukaryota, Fungi, Ascomycota, Eurotiomycetes, Eurotiales, Aspergillaceae. Gene Ontology annotation, biological process: 'de novo' L-methionine biosynthetic process; transsulfuration. Gene Ontology annotation, cellular component: cytoplasm.